Nomia melanderi (Alkali bee) is the source of this 2662-nucleotide messenger RNA. NCBI's taxonomy places the organism in Eukaryota, Metazoa, Arthropoda, Insecta, Hymenoptera, Halictidae. The record is from RefSeq and is a predicted model, not a curated record.
CGAAAUUCGAUCUGCUUGAAAACGAGUAGUAAAGGGGAAUCGUGACAACGUCGACCACUCUAUCUUUGCAUCGACUGAUCCGACUAAUCCGACUAAUUCGAAGGAACCGUUCCCUGUCAGAAUCGGAAAGCGAAGAAGAAGGACACGUAAUAGCAGGGAAAGAAGAAAGAGAAGCGAGAAGCGAGAAGAGAACCGAAAGAAGGGUGAAUCGUCCGAUUGUACGCGCGAGAUCGUGAAAGUUAUCAACGAUUCGAGUACGAAUACGAAUACAACGAAAAAGUUACGAGGGUUAGGAAAUAUUUGAUAGUAUCCGCGCGGAGAAAGCACGCUACCGGUUACACGGCGUACAAGGGAGGAACAAAUGAUGCGAUACCGUUUGCCGACGAAUGCGUUAGCGGCGGUACCACGUAUCGAAAUAACAUAAACGAAAGAAAGGAAAGAACGGGACAGGCUGUUCGACGAUCGACGAGAGGAGGGGUGAGGAGUGGAGCGGAGCGGAGUGGAGAAGAGAGGAGAGGAGAGGAGCGGAGCGGAGUGGAGAGGAGCGGAACUUUGCAAAAUAUUUGGGAAUAAUUGAUAAGGAGAAAGUAGUGAGAAAGAGGAAGGGUAGAAGGUUCGAAUACGUAUAAUUGGCGAAUCAUUCGACAGAUUUCGACAGAUUUCGACAGAUUCGAAUUAUCGAUCAGAAAAAUUGGAAUCGGUGAAAUUGGUGAAACUGGUGAAAUUGGUGAAAUUGGUGAAAUUGGAAGACGCGGUUCGAUUCGACGACUCCGGAAUACCUUUUGACCGUUACAGGAUUCGUCUCGAUCCAUCGGAUUCGAUCGAAGCCGAGUGUACGGCAAACGAUACGUUUCCGUCUUGUUCGGUUGUCAAGGAACGAUCGAAUAUGGAAAUCGCAGCCUCUGCAAUGUUGGAUGGCCUGAAAAAUAAUCGAAUCAGCAAGUUGGCACUGUCGCGGUUCUUGUCGCAGAGUCUGUGAGUAAAUUAACCCGGUCGUUGGUCACGAGCACGUAAUCGAUUCGACGCGAUACGAGUAAAGAGGGUGCUCGCAAGCACCGGCACGUAGCGCGCACUAAUUGAUUGCUUGGCUUGGUUUCUAUGCUUCUGCCGACGAAUCGCGUUCCAUCAAUUGCGUCAUUUAGACAGUUUCAUUGCAUUCGUUACAACUCGACUCGUUUAUCGCCUGCGAUUGCUUCCCAUCGAGCCGAUCGAUCGGAUCGAGCGGAUCGAUCGGAUCGAGCGGAUCGACCGCCGAGGCUCGUUUCUUUCGAUCGUCGCGUUCGAAUAGGCCACGGACAUGCUGGUUCUCGACGGGCUUUUCGAUUCACGAGAGAAACGAGUCUCGCGCGAUACGUCUCCCCGAACCACGAUAAUCUUUGUCGACCUAUCCAUUAACUUGCGCUUUAGAUACCCAGUAUCGAAAACUAUCGAACGAUCGUCCUUCGAGUCGUCGUGCUCCAGACGAUCGAUGCGACCGAUCGAGCUCAUUUUUCCCAUUGAUUUUUUGCAAAGCUUUCGAUCAAAACUGCAAGCGCGUAGAAUUUUAUUUGGUAAUUCGUAUAUAGAUGCGAGCGUAGUUGUAGACGUAGCGUUAGCGGUAGAAAUAGAAGUUUUCGAUUUUCGAUUUUCGGUUCAGAAGAUAGUCGUCGGGGUGAAAGACGAAGAAGAAGAAGUAACGAUGAGAGAGGAGAAAACGAGCGAGCGCGAGAGGGAGAUAGCGACCGAAUCGGCAGGAGAGGGAGUGUGUCUGUCGAACGGCGAGUACUUCGAUUCGAUUCGAUCGAGUCGCAAACUAGCCAAUUGUUUCGCAUCGUACGCGUGUCCCGCCCGUUUUUUAUGCCUCCCGUGUUGCGAGCACUCGAGCACGCGAGGUAUAAUCAUCUUGGAUAAAAAUAUCCGACGAUACAUCGCAUGGUCAGUGCUACGCGACCGAGGGUUCUCGUUCAGCGUCGAGCGUCGAGCGUCGAGCGUCGAGAGAUUCCAUCCACGGGGAUACCUAUACUCGUGUAUAGUUACAUCGGCAGUAGUCAGUGUGCACGGUCUUCAAAGGGAAGAAGAUGAACGCGUUCAUGCGUCAAAAAUAACUAUAAUGGAAACGAAUUCGAUUCUUCGGACGCGAAUACUACCUACGUCGUUUCUAUCGCACGAGUUCUUUUCACGCGGACCGUAUUCGUUGGAGUCGCGUUUGAGCAAAACGCUUGUGUAUCCGAACGAGGGAAAAGGAGAUUGGUAAACUCGAGAGAAACGCCGCUCGUGUAGAUAGAGCGCGUAUACGUCCCGCAUACAUCCCGCAUACAUCCCGCGCACGCUUCACGAGUACGAUUCGAGUCGUUUGAAUGAAUAACUUGUACAACGGGAAUGUGAACGAGUUGUCGCGCUAGUCGUGACUAGACAGACAGUUUUAAGACCGUAAAACCAUGUGGGCAGCAGUCACGAGAUCUUGGGAAAUACUGGUUGCUUUCUUCGAAUAUUAUACCAUCAGGUAAGAAGCGCGUGUUAAACGAUCGCUGACUAAAGCGCAAUUAAUAUCUCGAAUCAUUGUUGCCUUGCCUUGCGGUUAUCGCUAGAUAACGAAAUAGUAGGAAAUUUCUGUGGACCCCGUUUCGCGACGCUGUCCGGAGCGGAGCUUGCUUUCCUCCCUCUUCCUCUUUCUUAUCUAUAC